Messenger RNA from Oncorhynchus mykiss (rainbow trout), 1562 nucleotides. Its product is annotated as PRKR interacting protein 1. The record is from RefSeq and is a predicted model, not a curated record. Gene Ontology annotation, cellular component: nucleolus. Gene Ontology annotation, biological process: negative regulation of protein kinase activity. Gene Ontology annotation, molecular function: protein kinase inhibitor activity; double-stranded RNA binding; protein kinase binding. NCBI's taxonomy places the organism in Eukaryota, Metazoa, Chordata, Actinopteri, Salmoniformes, Salmonidae.
AGAAGAAGACAAACAUAAUAUUCGAAAGAUGGCGGUGAUCAAGGAAAAAGAUGGGAGACCAGGGAAACAGCCAGGAAAGGAAUCUCAGCCUUUGAUUAUAGCCAAAACUCCAGCAGAGGAGCAACGCCUGAAAUUGGAGAGAUUGAUGAGAAACCCUGAUAAACCUGCUCCUAUCCCAGACCGACCGAAAGAAUGGAACCCCCGGGCUCCUCCGGAGUUUGUGCGGGAUGUGAUGGGCUCCAGUGCAGGAGCUGGCAGUGGAGAAUUCCAUGUGUACAGACACCUUCGCAGGCGAGAGUAUCAGAGACAGGACUUCCUGGACAAGAUGACUGAGAAGCAAAAGAUGGAUUUGGACUAUCUUGACAAGGUGUCAGAUAACCAACAGGCAGCUGAUGAAAGAACAGCCAAACGCAGGAAGAAAAGGGAAAAGCUGAAGCAGAAGAAGCUUAUGGCAAAAAAAGCCAAGCAGGAUGCCAACAAAGGGGAAGAUUCUGAGAAGUCCUCCUCCAGCAGUGAAGAGGACGACCAGGAGAGGGAGGCUGAGGAUGAUGCAGAGGCGCCCAGUUUCGUCAUGGGCAAGAGAUGAAUGCAUGGCUCCGGGUCAUGAGACAUGCUCCAAGACGAAAUUGAACGGUGGGACAACAUCUAAUACCAGUUCAGAAGUCAACACAGCCAAGCAACACAGCCUAGCUUUGAUCAAUAUCAUGGAUUUGAGACAUUAUCUGAGAGCGAACCAAGGGAGAUAAGCCUCUGUUAGGUAACUGCUGUUCUUCCCAACUUGUGGUUGUAGUUAGAUUCUUUGAAUUGAGGAUGACAAAGCUGGGUUGUAUUCAUUAGGCACCAAAUGGUCUGUAACAGGGAGGUACUACCUGAACUUGAAAUAAGACCUGCUCAUUUUUGUUUUUCGUUGCAAAAACCUUUUGCUACAGUGUGCCCUGAUGAAUAGGAUUAUCAAGGUGUUAAUUUCAUGCAUGUCUCUACUUUGAAACUUGUUGUGUGGUAGCGUCAUUUCUCACAUUGUAUUUUAUACUAUGCUUGUGUAUAUAUUUUUCAUAAACAUCUGGGAAGAAUUGGGCCUAUAUUUGCUGUAUUUUACCCCAAUAGAAUCUUCUGGAAUGUAUUACUAAAUGAUAACCCAAUUUCACUAGAUAUACAAUUACUUUAGGUAGCACUUUCAAGCUAUUUCCACAAUGUUGAGCAGGACAUAAUACUCAUAGGGGUCACUCCACUCAUUCCACCCUCCAUGUGAAAUUAAUUUGGGGAAGGAUAAUAGAAUUGGUCUAGUAUUUGUACCAAGAGUAGUCUAGUACUAGUAUUUGUAGUCUUUAAUGGAAUGAGUUUUGAACUAGUUUGAUGGUAAGGCAUACCUUGACUUGCAAAUCGGCUAUUGGCGGUUCCAUUGUACAACAAGAUUGGUGUAAUGCUUUAUUUUCCUUCCUCAAAUAUGUGUAUUGUUGGUUGCCAAGGACUAUCACCCACAGUUACUCAGUUUUCAUACCUGCCAGACCGGUUCGGUGGCUAUUGUCAAGGGUCCUCCAGUGACGUAUCUCUACAGUUUUACA